AUGCAAUUUUCCAGUCUCAUUAGUUCUCUCAUCCUCGCACUCGGCGCAGUCGCUGCUCCAGUCGACCAAAACAUUGACUCCCCAUACCCCCUUCAGUUUCAAGCUUGGAAUUGGGAUUGCAAUGCAUCUGGCGCCCACACUCUUGGAACGUAUUUAGGCAACCUUACCCUUGCCGACAUAUGCCUUCCUCUCCCGAAAGACACUCGUGCAUUGGAUGUGCAAGUUAUUCGUGCCGGAUGCCGCAUUACCGCUUUCCAAGAACCCAUGUGCAACGAUUAUCCACAAGAAGGAAGCUACAAGGAGAACCUUGGCUGCCUUUGGACUGCCCGCGAUUACCGAUCUUAUAAGCUGACCUGUAAAUAA
This is a messenger RNA of Colletotrichum truncatum, 363 nucleotides long. The record is from RefSeq and is a predicted model, not a curated record. NCBI's taxonomy places the organism in Eukaryota, Fungi, Ascomycota, Sordariomycetes, Glomerellales, Glomerellaceae.